AUGUUUUGUAGCAAACUCAACUCAAAAGCAUCAGACUAUUUAAAUAUACUUGAUGUGUCAUCAUGCUCCAAUAAAUCCCGUGGAUCAUUUAAAGAAAAUCAACCUGAUAAUCGAAGUAAGAAUUUUAAUUAUCAAAAUAGAUUUUACUCCUAAGAACCCUAAUAACAGGCCUUAAACUGCUAGACUUGAUUAUUCCAAUCCACAAAAAGUUAAAUAAUUUUUAAACAAUUUGGUUUAGGAUGAAGUUAACAAAGCUACAACAUAGUUGUUUGGAUAAAAUGUACUUAAAAAAAAAGAAAAUUAGAUUAUUGAUAACAAAGGGGAUGGCUAAUGUAUUUAAUAUCCAAUAUAUUUAGUUUCAAGUCGAACGAGUUAUUUGGUGAAAUAAAAUACCCCUAAAAACAAUGAAACCUUCUUGAAAUCAACAUUUAUUGCUCCAGAAUAAAAUAGAGAAUUGGAUCAUCGAUACUUCCAAAAUCUCUAUUAUUAAUACAACAAGAAAAAUGAUUAGUCUUCGUCUUCUUCAAAUUCAAAAGGAAAUUUAAAAAGUUGUUAAAAUACCCUUAAUCAACUAACUAAAUAGAAUAACUAAAAGCAUUCCACCCCAAUACGUCAAAAUACAAUUAACAAUGAGAAUAUCAAUACAAUUAAUAUGCUCCUAAAUAGUAAUCAGAAAAACGCAAAUUAAAAUUUGAAUACAAAAAAUCAAAACAGCAGUUCGAAAAAAACAUACCCACAAAUGAUUAAUAAAUCAUAUUUGGAAUCUUUCAACAGUCUAAAAUAAAAAUUAGAUAACACAAUUUAAUCUAAAUAAUCUUCAAGCAAGAAGAAUAUGGAAAAGGUUAUCAACAUUUCUCCUCUCAACUCUCCAAAAUUAAAAGGAGAUAGUUCAAAUAAUUAUUCUUAGUGCAAUGAUUAAACAUUUCAAUAAAGCAUAAUUAAAUUGCUCCUUGAAAAAGAGCAAUUAUGGAAUGACAUUUUCCAUCUGAUUGAAAGUUCAACCUACUCUAAUUUAAUUUAAAAAAGUGACUAAUUAUUAAAAUUAAUUACUUAGAUUAAUGAGAGAUAAAAUGUAAAUAUAAUCGUAUUAUUUAUAGAGUGAAUAUUUAUUUAAAAUAGAGCCAAAGAUACUUGAGACCUUAUUGUAUGAAUCAUAGGCCAAUUUUAUAUUAAUAAGUGAAUCUUAGGAUUAGGAUACAAAUGAAGACCAUAAUGUUAAAAACCUUAUCCAAUAUAUUUUGAAUAGCAAUCUUUAUGUUUUCUAAGUAUUGCAAGGAACCACGCUUAAUCACUAAGUUUAAAAUUCCAUAAAGCAAAGAAUUGAGCUUAGAUGUUAGAAUUCUAGAAAAUAAAGCACUAAAGGGAGCUAAGGGUUAUAGAAAAAUAACUUUAUUAUCAAGUCAAUUUUAGGAUUAAUGUAAUUUUUUUAAUCAAUAUGAUAGUUUAAAAGGAUUGACGAAAUAGUUCGUCCCGAAAUUCAAUUGAAUAUUUCAAACAUAGCAAAUACUUUAGAUUAAUUUCUUGCACAAUA
Molecule: messenger RNA, 1531 nt
Organism: Paramecium octaurelia
Lineage: Eukaryota; Ciliophora; Oligohymenophorea; Peniculida; Parameciidae
Source: the annotation of a GenBank genome assembly